AACGGACUCUGACUGGAAGAGGAGACGGAGGCUUUCAGCCAAAUUGGGAUGGAUGGCAGUUGGCAUUGAGAUGGGCCCCCUUGGGGUCAGGCCAAAGUGUGCUUAUGAUUUAUACCAGUUGUUUUGUUUGUUGUUGUUGCAGGAGUUGGUGUCCAUUGGAAGAGUUUGUGAAACCCUCUUGCUGCCCAGAGCUCCAGGUCCAAUGCAUCUUCCCACCACCUUAAACCACUGAUGGAUCCACCUCACAGGGCUCAAUGAGGAUGGCAAGGGAGAACAGCUUUCAGGACUCCUCCCUCCCCAUCUUGUACUGGUCAAGGGUCUUGGAUUGCAGACAAUAAGAAUCUACUUCUGGUGAAGUCCUGCUGAAAAGGGAUUUAUUGGCAGGAUCUUGGAUAGUUCCUGGAGUUACAGACAGCAAGAAAACCACACUCAGAACUGAAGGAGGAUUCAAGGAAGCUGAGGUCACUGAGAUCAGAGCCAGAAUUGGUUGUUGCCACUGUGGAGCAGUCCAGAGCCCCAGUUGCAGAAGACUUGUCCUGCCACCACCAUGAGCUCUGAAUGUGAUGUUGGUACUUCUAAAGCUGUUGUGAAUGGCUUGGCACCUGGCAGCAAUGGGCAAGACAAAGCAGCUGCCGAUCCUUUACGUGCACGCUCUAUUUCUGCUGUUAAAAUAAUCCCCGUGAAGACAGUGAAAAGUACUUCAGGCUUAGUACUCCCUUCAGACAUGGAUCCUACCAAAAUCUGCACUGGGAAGGGAGCAGUGACUCUCCGGGCCUCAUCCUCCUACAGGGAAAUCCCAAGCAGUAGUCCUGUGAGCCCUCAGGAAACCCCACAACAUGAAAGCAUGCCAGAUCUGGAGCCAGAGAAUUCUUCAGCAGAUGAGUGGAAGCUUUCUUCUAAUGCUGAUGCUAAUGGAAAUGCCCAACCUUCCUCACUUGCUGCCAAGGGCUACAGAAGUGUGCAUCCCAGCCUUCCUACCGACAAGCCCAAGGAUGCCUCUUCCUCCAGCCCAGCCCAGCCUGAGGUAAUAGUUGUCCCUCUCUACCUGGUUAAUACUGACAGAGGGCAAGAAGGCACUGCCAGACCUCCAGCAUCUCUGGGGCUACUUGGCUGCGACCACAGUAUCCCAGCGACUGCCCCUGCCACCUCACCUCUGACCUUCCCAACUCUAGAUGAUUUCAUUCCCCCUCAUCUGCAGAGGCGGCCCCACCACAGCCAACCAACCAGUGCUUGCAGCUCCCUUCCCCCCAUUAGCCAGACACCACCAUCCUUCUCACCACCACCUCCGCUGGUCCCUCCCAUACCGGAGGACCUCCACAGAGUCUCGGAGCCUGACCUCACGGGAGCUGUCUCAAGUACCGGUUCUAGUGCUCUACUAAGUGAAGUUUCUUCUUCUCCUAUUGGAACUGAUUCUCAAGCUUUUCCAUCAGCUAGCAAGCCAUCAUCUGCCUACCCCUCUACCACAAUCGUCAACCCUACCAUUGUGCUCUUACAGCACAAUCGAGAACAGCAAAAACGACUCAGUGGCCUUCCAGAUUCUGUCUCAGAAAGAAGAGUGGGUGAGCAGGACUCAGCACCAACCCAGGAAAAGCCUACCUCAUCUGGCACGGCUGCUGAAAAAAGAGCAAAGGAUGACAGUAGACGGGUUGUUAAGAGUGCACAAGACCUGAGCGAUGUGUCCGUGGGUGAAGUGGGCAUCCCACUCCGGAAUACUGAGAGAUCAAAAGACUGGUACAAGACCAUGUUUAAACAGAUCCACAAACUAAAUAGAGACACUCCCGAGGAAAACCCUUAUUCCCCUACGUACAAAUUCCCUGAGCUUCCUGAGAUCCAGCAAAAUUCUGAAGAGGACAACCCUUACACUCCUACCUACCAGUUUCCUGCAUCUACUCCUAGUCCUAAAUCUGAAGAUGAUGAUUCAGAUCUGUACUCUCCUCGAUACUCCUUUUCUGAAGACACAAAAUCUCCCCUUUCUGUGCCACGCUCAAAAAGUGAGAUGAGCUACAUUGAUGGUGAGAAGGUGGUUAAGAGGUCAGCCACACUUCCCCUCCCAGCCCGCUCUUCCUCACUCAAGUCCAGCCCAGAGAGAAACAACUGGGAGCCCCCAGAUAAGAAAGUGGAUACAAGAAAAUACCGUGCAGAGCCCAAAAGCAUUUACGAAUACCAGCCGGGCAAGUCUUCCGUUUUGACCAACGAAAAGAUGAGUCGGGAUAUAAGCCCAGAAGAGAUAGAUUUAAAGAAUGAACCUUGGUAUAAAUUCUUUUCGGAAUUGGAGUUUGGGAAACCGCCUCCCAAAAAGAUAUGGGAUUAUACUCCUGGAGACUGCUCUAUCCUUCCUAGAGAGGAUAGAAAGACUAAUCUAGAAAAAGAUCUCAACCUCUGCCAAACAGAGUUAGAGGCAGAUUUAGAAAAAAUGGAGACGAUUAAUAAAGCUCCCAGUGCAAACUCGCCACAGAGCUCAGCAGUCAGCCCCACUCCAGACAUUUCUUCAGAGCCUCCAGGAUAUAUAUAUUCUUCUAACUUCCAUGCAGUGAAGAAGGAAUCAGAUGGGGCCCCAGGGGAUCUCACUAGCUUGGAGAAUGAGAGGCAGAUUUAUAAAAGUGUCUUGGAAGGUGGUGACAUCCCUCUUCAGGGCCUGAGUGGGCUCAAGCGACCCUCCAGCUCAGCUUCCACUAAAGAUUCAGAAUCACCAAGACAUUUUAUACCAGCUGAUUACUUGGAAUCCACAGAAGAAUUUAUUCGAAGACGUCAUGAUGAUAAAGAGAAACUUUUAGCGGACCAGAGACGACUUAAGCGUGAGCAAGAAGAGGCCGAUAUUGCAGCUCGACGCCACACGGGCGUUAUCCCGACGCACCAUCAGUUUAUCACUAAUGAGCGCUUUGGGGACCUCCUCAAUAUAGACGAUACUGCAAAAAGGAAAUCUGGGUCAGAGAUGAGGCCUGCCAGAGCCAAAUUUGACUUUAAAGCUCAGACACUAAAGGAGCUUCCUCUGCAGAAGGGAGACAUUGUUUACAUUUAUAAGCAGAUUGAUCAGAACUGGUACGAAGGCGAACACCAUGGCCGAGUGGGAAUCUUCCCACGCACCUACAUCGAGCUUCUUCCUCCUGCUGAGAAGGCUCAGCCUAAAAAGUUGGCACCCGUGCAGGUUUUGGAAUAUGGAGAAGCCAUUGCUAAGUUUAACUUUAAUGGUGAUACACAAGUAGAAAUGUCUUUCAGAAAGGGUGAGAGAAUCACACUACUUCGGCAAGUGGAUGAGAACUGGUAUGAGGGGAGAAUUCCAGGGACGUCCCGACAAGGCAUCUUCCCCAUUACCUAUGUGGAUGUGCUCAAGCGGCCACUGGUGAAAAACCCUGUGGAUUACAUUGAUCUACCUUACUCCUCCUCCCCAAGUCGCAGUGCCACUGCAAGCCCACAGUGUCCCAGUCACAGCAAGCUCAUCAUGCCAGCCCCCUCAUCUGUGCCCCACCCCCGCCGAGCUCUGUCCCCUGAGAUGCACGCCAUCACCUCUGAGUGGAUCUCGCUGACUGUAGGGGUCCCAAGCAGACGGUCUCUGGCCCUGACCCCACCAUUGCCUCCUCUGCCUGAGGCUUCUGUCUAUGACACGGACCGCUUUGCCUUGUCAGCAAGGGCCAGUCCUUCUCUGCCCCUUACCAUCCCCUAUUCAAGUUGGUCAGAUCACUCUACCCACCGCCCAGUGGCUUCUCCACUGGCCCUGCCUCCACCCCAAAAAGCCUACUCCCUGGCACCCAGUGCCCAGGCCCCGCUUCACAUCAAUGGAGAUGGUGGGAUCCACAUCCGCCAAGACAGCUUCUCCCAGCCGCUGCUUGAGAGCUCUGAUAGGGUCAUCUCAGAGCUUAGUGAUGCCUUUAGCAGCCAGAGCAAGAGGCAGUCCUGGCGAGAAGCGAAUGGACAGUACGAGAGGAAAACAGAGAGUGAGGCAGGUGAGAGGUACCCUGGUGGACCCAAGAUCUCUAAGAAGAGCUGCUUGAAACCUUCAGACGUGGUCAGGUGCCUGAGUACUGAGCAGAGACUCUCAGAGCUCCACACCCCUGAGGAGAGUCGGCCCAGCAAGCCUCUGGGAAGCCCUUUCCUAGGACAGGAGGCUGGGCCUGCAGAGCUGCACAGAGGUGGAGAGGCUGAGAGGAAGGCUGCUCAGAGUGGUGUGAGUCAGCCUUCUCAUCAUUCAUUGAGAGCAGGACCUGAUCUCACAGAAUCUGAAAAGAGCUAUGUGCAACCUCAAGCCCAGCAGCGAAGAGUCGCCCCAGACAGGAGUCAAACCUCACAAGAUUUAUUUAGCUACCAAGCACUAUAUAGCUAUAUACCACAGAAUGAUGAUGAGUUGGAACUACGUGAUGGAGAUAUUGUUGAUGUCAUGGAAAAAUGUGAUGAUGGAUGGUUUGUUGGUACUUCAAGAAGGACAAGGCAGUUUGGUACUUUUCCAGGCAAUUAUGUAAAACCUUUAUAUCUAUAAGAAGACUGAAAACCACAGAUUAUUUUUAUUGGAGAAUGAAGCAUAAUUCAUGAACCGAUCUCUUUAUUUAAAUGUUGAGUCAGUAGGAAAACUAAUGGAGUGGAUACAGUAAGAAGUGAAAGAGAGGAACAGAGAAGUAUAUUUAAAACUCAAGCCAUGAGUUUACUGUGUAUCAGGGCUGAAUCAUGUUCUGAGCACAAAAAAUUGAGACAAACCUGUAUUUACUUAGCUGCUUCUGGGGGCCACUCCAGGCUUCUCUUCCCCUCCACCUCAUGGGUAAUCUGACCUGGAGUACAGUCCAAGAUCAUAUUUAGCCAGAAAUGCUUCCUGCUUCCCAGCAUUAACCCGCUGUCAUCUCAAAGAGGUUCUUGAGCCUAAAGCAACCAACCCUUGAGGACCAGGCAGGUAGAUCCCCAGCCAUGCCUGAGCAUCUACUGACCACCUGUCUCCAUCCCUGGCUGCCCUGCACCCAUUGACCACCCCCUCAGUGUUGCUAGGGGUCAGUCUGGGCUGCUGAGGCUGUCCCUCUGGUGGGACCUGCUGAGGUCCAGGUGGAGAUAUGGAGGCAAACCAGGCACUCUGGCAUUCAGCCUGCUGUGUGGCACUGCCCUUCACUGUGCUGAUGUUCAGACAGAAAAGCACAUGACGUUUGUCCUGAGCCUAGAGAGCAGAUGGCCAGGCAGAUAGGUUAUGUUUGCAUUGCCAAGUGACUAAGUGAGGAAGCCCCACAGCUCUGGGGGGUGACUUGAAGUGUGCAGUGUGUUCCUUUCCUAUGUCAGUGGCUUUAUAAAAUGCUGCCUCCAAGGCAGGGCAGCUGCAUUUAUCAAAGCACUAUUGCUAGCCUUUCUUUUCUGGCUUGUGUUUGGCUGGGACCAUUUGGGAUCCAUAGGUUUGUUCUCAUAGGAAAUUCACAAUGGUGUCUAGUGGUUCAUUUAACAUGCAUCGAUGCAUGCUGGCUGCAGGGAUAUCUAUGAGUAAUGCAUGCUCUGGACCUAGAAGGGACUCCAUGCAGAGGAGUUCAUGGUCCACUCAGCACAUGGUCCCCCAGGGUUGUGAGUCCUAAUGUACCUGGUAAGACUUCCCUUCAGAGCUGGGGUGCAGUUUAGCAGCCUAAGUGUGAAGCAGCAAUUAUGCCUGUACCAGGAAUAACCAGGAGUCUGUCCUUUGUGGGUGCUGGAUCUGAGGAGAAAACCCCCAUGACACCUGGAUGCUUAGUUACUACUCUGUCCAAGUGGUGAUAAGAAUGUUUAUCAGCUUCUUUGUUAGAUCCCUCAAUGACACAAACAUAAAAGUGCCCCAUUCAUUCCCUGCCCACCAGGAACUCAAGGUGAGUGGGAGAAAGAGAAUAAAGAACUGAAUAGAGAGAGACUGUGAUAUGUGCUAAGAAGGGUGUGAGAGGAAGAGAUGAGUUUCCCUGGAAGGACCUUAGAAAGCAUUGUCAUAUUUUCUGUCCCCAUUAGCUCACUUCUGAACAAUGAGGAUGCUGAGAGAACUUUUGUCUGAGGGUUGUUAAUGGCUGGAAAAACUUGGAACUUUUUCCAGAGUCUCCAAACUGUCAUCUUCCCACCAAUACCUGUCCAAGGCCACAAACAGGAUUAGCAAUUCUAUACAAGUAGAACUGGAACCCUGGCUGUCUGCAUGUAGCUCAGAAUUACCCCAGGACCAUUGUCCCAAAGUCUGGAGUCUUUACAAGUCAGCAAAAUUUGUCUUCACUGCCUCUGGCUCAGCUGCUGCCCGAAAUGCCCAUCUUGGGAUCCCACCAGCUUCCCACCAUCCACCAGUCAGCCACAUUGCCCUCACUUUCUCCCUAACUGUCUUUCAAGGGGGGCUCUCAGGAAAGAACUGCCACUUAUUCAUUCACACUAAAGUGUAAAUGACUGAUAAGAGAAAUGUGUUGCCUCUUCCUGCAGACAUUUGUUUUUAACUAGAACAGAUCAGAGCCUUAAUUCCAAGAGAACAAGAUGUGGAACUUUGGGAGAGGGGUUUUCUGGGUAGAAAGAAACUUCUUGAUUUUCUCUAGAACCCAGUGACAAUAUGACCUAUGCUUUGGAAGCUCUGCUCCACCAUCCAACAGCAUUGUUUUUACUUUCUCUCUCUCUCUGAGGGAUUACAGUAAAAAUGCAUAACCAUGCGCAUUUGCAUGGCAGCAUUUUGCCGGGUUUGGAAUGUGAUCCUUGUAUUGGCUUAAUGUGUUUCCUGGUCUUUCUUCAAUGCAAACCAUUAAUAAUGCAAUCUUAUCUAUGUUUUUUUUGAGGGGUGCUUCUUGAUUAAGUAGGUAAUUUUGAACACCUCUUUAAAUACAGCUAGAAAGUAAAACCAAUUUGUAAAGCCACAUUUGCAUAUGAUGCCAGCCUCACACAGCAUUUGUCUAUAAUCAAGGUUUGCCUCACCAACUUGCCCAUUUUAAUAAAACUAUAUGUUAAAAAUUGCAUCCCUUCAGCUUCCUAUGUGUGACAAAACAAGAAACAAAGGUUUCUGAUUACUCUUUUGUCUUCAGACAUUUAGUAAUAUAAAGUACCUAUUUUUAUGCUGAAAUGUUUAUACAGGUUUAUUAAUAGCAAGUGCAACUAACUGGCGGCAUGCCUUGCAACACAUUUUGAUAUAUUAAUCAUGCUUCCAGGUAAAGGCAAGGCCCAAACUACUUACCUUUUGCAGUCUCUCUGGGAUCAGUUAAAAAAAAAAUGUGCUUGAGAAGUGGGACUGUAAAUAUGUAUAUUUAACUUUGUAUAGCCCAUGUAUCUACCUUGUAUAGAAAAAUAAUUUUAAAAAUUUGAAUGGAAGGGGGAUAAAAUAAGGGAGUCAUGAAGUUUUUUUAUUUAAAUGAAGGCAUUUCAGAUAAUUCACCUGCAGACUUUUAGCACAAAAAUAGCCAUGGGACACUGUUAACACAAGAAUUAUUCUUUUGAGAAGAGAAAGUAACUAUAAUCUCAGCUACAGUUUUUUUUAUUUUUUAAUUUUUUUUGCAGUUCUAUUUAUCUGCAGUAAUAUUCACUCCUGUUGCUGGAAUAGCUUACUACAAAAAAAGAUUAUAUUCUGAAAAAAAACUGACAUUAUACAUAACCAAUUAAUUUAAAAUAUUGUCAUUUAAAUUAUACACUGAGCGCAUGUACUGUGCAUACACAGAUUUCUGUUCAUUUAUUUUUCUUUAUUGCAGUGGAUUGAUUUGACAAAUUGGUGUGUUGAAUUACUACCUUUGGUGUACAUACUGUUUAAUAAACUUUAUUCAGAAUUGUGUGGCAUAUGUUUGUUCUUGCCAUUUAUUAUUUUUUUUCCUGCCGUUGCCAAGCUUUCCAAAUGAGGCUUUUAGUCACUUACCACUUGACUUCCUCCAAUUCUUGAAAAUACCAUUUCUUACCUUAUAUUUUUCUCAGCAACUUAAUUCUGUGUCUCCCUCUCAGUUACUAUUAAACAUUUGACCUUUAUUUCUAAAAUAUGUUAACAAAAAUAAUGCACAUUUGUCUUUAAAAGCAAAAACGAAACAUUAUAAAUACACUAAAUCAAGUUAAAUCUGGCUUUGAGUCUUCUCUUGUGAUGGUGGGUUGCUUUGUUUUCUCCCAAACCAGGUGUGUCAAGGCACUCAGCAUCCAGUCUCUCCUGCCAUCCCAUUGCUAUCACAAUCCUAUCUUGUUCUGAUGGGAGAUGUGGGCUAUCCCCUAAAGGAAAAAUCCCAAAUCUUCAUCCUCUCUCUCCAUUGCUCUGUCCUCCACCUUCUCUAACUCUAAGCACCACUUCGCAACAGUGUCUCUGGGCAGCUCAGUGGACACAGGCCUCAGGAGGGACCUGGGAAUGGGGCUGUCUUCCAGGGUCUGCCAGUCUUCAUGCUGGGCCUGGCAUCAUAGCACUACUAACCUUCCUCUGGUGUCUCCAUCCUGUCCAAGAAAUCUCUCAGCCUACCUUGAGACUACUUUUAGAUCCCAGCCACUGGUACCAUCAUAGUCCAAGCUAUUCUCUCCUGGAUUAUUGCCAUCAACAUUUAGCUUCUAGUAUUGACAGAGCAACGAGAGUAAUUUUUUUUUU
Messenger RNA from Castor canadensis (American beaver), 8488 nucleotides. The record is from RefSeq and is a predicted model, not a curated record. NCBI's taxonomy places the organism in Eukaryota, Metazoa, Chordata, Mammalia, Rodentia, Castoridae.